Molecule: messenger RNA, 3498 nt
Organism: Osmerus eperlanus (European smelt)
Lineage: Eukaryota; Metazoa; Chordata; Actinopteri; Osmeriformes; Osmeridae
Gene: dse
Product: dermatan sulfate epimerase
Exons: 6
Coding region: 226-3093 (955 amino acids)
Molecular function (GO): chondroitin-glucuronate 5-epimerase activity
Source: RefSeq, a predicted model, not a curated record
CAUGACGUCCUUUCCAGAACCGCAAGCUUUCUCCUUGCACUUAGUGUAACUUUUCUUCAGUAUUAGAAAGUCCCAUCAUAUCGAAAUGUUGCGUGGAUUACUUUUCUGAUAUGCAGGAAACGUCUUGUGGGGAGUACUACGACUGGAGCACACGUUCAAGGCAACUGUUUUGACAGGUAAACUGAGCUCCUCUGGAAAUGCCACGGUGCCCUCUCUGAUGUGAGGAUGCAAGCUUACACCCGUGGGGCCCCCACAGUGUUCUUCAUAAGUCUGCUGUGGCCCCUGAUGGCCCCGGUCCUGGUGGAAGUGGACCCCGCAGCAGGGAUCCCCUUCAUGGGUGGGAACUACGACGGUCACCCCAUGCUGUACUUCGGCCAGGCGGAGGUGGAGGAGCUGCAGGCGGCGGCCGCAGGGACACACCGGGAGAUGGCCCGGAGGAUCCGCGACGCUGGGGAGGCCAUGCUGGAGCACCAGGAGGAGUACCUGCCCCCUUGGAGCCCGACGGAGUUCAGCGCCCGCUGGAACGAGGUCUACGGGAACAACCUGGGGGUGCUGUCCAUGUUCUGCCUGCUCUACCCACACCGCUCCGGAGCUCUGGACCUGGCCAAAGACUAUAUGGAGAGGAUGGCAGCUCAGCCUAGUUGGUUGGUCAAGGAUGCCCCCUGGGAUGAGGUUCCGAUGGCCCACUCGCUGGUCGGGUUCGCCACAGCUUACGACUUCCUGUUCGAGUACCUGAGCAAGGUGCAGCAGGAGCGUUUCCUGCAGGUGAUCGGCAACGCCACCCGCUACAUGUAUGAGAAGUCGUACGUCCGUGGCUGGGGCUUCCAGUACCUGCACAACCACCAGCCCACCAACUGUGUGGCUCUGCUCACGGGUAGCCUGGUCUACAUGACCCAGGGAUACCUCCAGGAGGCCUACCUGUGGACCAAGCAGGUCCUGGCCAUCAUGGAGAAAUCCAUGGUUCUUCUGCAGGAUGUGACGGACGGCUCGUUGUACGAAGGCGUGGCCUACGGGACCUACACCACACGUUCUCUGUUCCAGUACAUGUUCCUGGUCCAACGCCACUUCUCCAUCGGACACUUUGACCACCCCUGGCUCCACAGACACUUUGCCUUCCUCUACAGAACCGUCCUGCCAGGGUUCCAGCGGACAGUGGCGAUAGCUGAUUCCAACUAUAACUGGUUCUACGGGCCUGAAAGCCAGCUGGUGUUCCUGGAUCGUUACGUGAUGCGGAACGGCAGCGGUAACUGGCUGGCUGAGAAGAUCCACCAGAACCGUGUGGUGGAGGGGCCGGGCCAGGCGGGCAGAGGCCAGAGAUGGUGCACCCUGCACACAGAGUUCAUCUGGUAUGACCCUAGCUUGGUUCCUCAGCCUCCUCCGGACUUUGGCACACCCAGGCUCCACUACUUCGAGGACUGGGGGGUAGUCACUUACGGAAGCGCUCAACCCUCCGGCGCCAACCGCUCGUUCCUCUCCUUUAAGUCGGGGAAGCUGGGAGGACGUGCCAUAUUUGACAUCGUCCACAGGAACAAGUACAAAGACUGGAUCAAAGGGUGGCGGAACUUCAACGCAGGGCAUGAGCACCCUGAUCAGAACACGUUCACCUUCGCCCCCAACGGUGUGCCUUUCAUCACGGAAGCGCUGUACGGGCCCAAGUACACGUUUCUCAACAACGCGGUUCUGUUCGGCCCUGCUGUCUCAGACUCCUGCUUUAAGCCCUGGGAGGGUCAGGUGACGGAGGCAUGUGACUCCAAGUGGCUGAAGUUUAAGGUGGGCUUGGCAGCGGAUACUCAGGGAAGGGUGGAGGCGGCGCUGGAAAGGCAGGGGAUGGUGUUCAUCCGGGGGGAGGCCCAGUCGGCUUACAACCCUGACCUCAAGAUCCGAGGUUUCCAGAGGAACCUGCUGCUCCUCCACCCGCAGCUGCUGGUGCUGGUGGAUCACAUCCACCUGGACCCCGACAGCCCCACCAGGGCCAUGAGCGCCUUCUUUCACAACACAGACCUGCCCUUCCAGGAGAGUAAGAUAGAUGGUGUGCACGGAGCCUUUGUCAAACAUGGAGAGGACUCUUAUAGAAUGUUCUGGAUGGAUGACACAGGUUUCAGCAACAAAGCAGUUUUAGGGUACUGGAAUUACCCUCGUGGAUACCCCUAUAAUGGCUCUAACUAUGUGAAUGUGACAAUGCCACUAAGGCAGCCCCACACCAGGGUGGCCUACAUCUUCUUUGGGCCUGGGGUGGACGUCCAGAGUUUCAGCCUGCGUGGCGACGCCCAGAGGGUUGACAUUUACCUGGCCACCAAGGACCACACCUACACCAUCUACUUGCUCACCGGAGAAGUCACCAGUAAGCCUCUGUUCGCGAUGGUGCUGGUGGACCAGAAGAAGAUUGUUUUUGAGAAGACCGCAGGAGUGCAGGACAGCCCUCCGGAGGAGGUGGAAGAGUUUGUCAACGUCGUGGAGGACAACCUCCAGCAUGCCAAGCCCGUUUUCCAGCAGCUGGAGAGACACAUCCUGGGGCGUGUGCUCAACACGGCCAGCUUCCGAAAGACCGCGGAACGCCUCCUCCAGUUCUCCGACAAGAAGAAGACGGAGGAGGCGAUCGAGAGGAUGUUCACGCUCUCCAAGAAGCAGGGCAAAGGCAAAGGGGGCAAGAAAAUGAACCUCGGGGACAAGCUCUCUGAGAACAUGCCGGAUAUCUUUGCUCAGAUCGAGGUGAGUGAGAAGAAGGAGAGACAGAAGACAAACAAGCGAGUGUACGAAGAGAGUCCAGAAGAGGGUGAAGGGGACUCACGGGCCUUUAUGGAUUACGGAGACAACCGCAAAGGCCGGAAAGGGGGCUUCAUUAAGGGACGUAAAUACAAGGAAGUUCACAUGGUGGCCACCGCAAGGAGUGACAGUCUGUCUGGCACAGCCUCCUACAUCAGGCUGUUUCUAAUCCUAAACAUAGUCACCUUUUUUCUGCUCUUGACUGUAUUAUUGACACGAUUCCAAAGAGGUAGAAGUCUACACACCCAGAGGUGUUUUUAUGCUGUCCUCCUGGUCGACAGUCUCAUUUUAUUGUAUCUCUAUUCCUCCUGCUCUCACUAUCAGUGUUGAUAUCCUCAAAAUGCUCGGACAAGGGGUCAUGUCAACAGAUAAUCUUCCUUGACAGUUUUUUCUUAUACACAAUGGGUGAAUAUGCCAAAUCACACUUCACUCUGAGCUAGAAAAUUGAUUCCAAAUAGGAAUUGAUCGAUUAUUGAGAUAAAGCCAGACAUCUUUGAGGUGAUAAGCUUCUGUGGAGCUGUAGAAUUGAGUUUGUGUGAACUUGAAUGUGUUCAGUAUGUUAGACUUCCUGCCUCAUAUCAAAGUCUCAAGGCCCGCCACUAAAAUACAGAUAUGUCCCUCUGUAUGUUGUCACCGUCCUGUAUAAUGCAUACAUUUGUAUAUAUGUUUAAACAAAAUGUAUUUUUGUGUUGAUAUUUUCUACGCUUUGUAAUUGAUAAAGAACCCAUGCAGGCU